Messenger RNA from Rotaria sp. Silwood2, 1095 nucleotides. NCBI's taxonomy places the organism in Eukaryota, Metazoa, Rotifera, Eurotatoria, Philodinida, Philodinidae. The record is from the annotation of a GenBank genome assembly.
AUGUCAUCAGCUGGUGACAAUACAAAUAAUGAUCAAACUGUUACAAUUCCAUCGGGUGAUGCAAACCAAGUCAUUCCAGCCGGUGUAGUUGGUAACAGUGCACAAUCUACUCUCAAUCCGAAUGUUCCACAUACCAAGGCCGAUUUAGAUAAUCAUGCUAAUCAAUUAAAUCCAAAUAACCCAAGAUAUGCUGGUCAUCAAGAACGACUUGCUGCUGCAGCAGCUAGUCGUGAAGCAGCAGCUCUACAUCAAAAAGCUCAAGCUGCAUAUCAAUAUGCUAAUCAACUGGAAGCUACUGCUUUGGAAGCACAAGAAGCUGCUAAUCAAUUGCAUCAAGAGGCUAUACUUUGUGCUCAACAAGCCAGUAUGGGUGCGAACACGCGUAGAGGUGGUCGAGGACGUGGUCGUGGCCGCGGUCGAGAUCGAGGUCGUGGACGAGGAGGUCAUGGUGGCGGUCAAGGAAACCAAGGUGAUCAAGGAAGUCAAGGAAGUCAAGGUGAUCAAGGAAGUCAAGGAAGUCAAGGGGAUCAAGGAAGUCAAGGUGAUCAAGGAAGUCAAGAUGGUUGGAAUCAUGACAACCAUCCAGAUGAAGGCGAAUAUGAUGAAGACGAUGAAGGAGGUUAUGAUGAAGAACAUCAUGAAGAACACAAAACGGCUGAUAGUAAUAAUCAACAAUCAACUAAUGUUGAUCAGCAACCAUUACCUCAAGUGUCAGAUCAACUGUUGUGUCGCCUAUUGUUAAAUAAAUCUUAUUUAUAUUUCAAUAUCUUCAUACUGGUCAAAACAUUAUCUCUAUCCGAAUUAAUUUAUUUUAUUGAUUUAUCUUUAACAAAAUGUAAUCAAUUAAGUGAUCAACUUGAUGCCAGUUCUACGUCAUCAUGUUCAAAUGAAUAUUCUCGUUCAUUAAUAAUAUCUCUUCUUAAACAUUAUGCAUCAUAUCAUCCUAAAGAUUGGCACAAAUAUGAAUAUUGGAAUGGUUCGGAAACUUAUAUAAAAAAUUUAAUUGCUCAUCAUUCAAAUCGUUUUACAUUAAUGCUUGUAUGUUGGAAAGGUUGUUCAUCACCUAUUCAUAAUCAUGCUGGUAGUGAUUGUUGA